This is a messenger RNA of Rubroshorea leprosula, 1201 nucleotides long. The record is from the annotation of a GenBank genome assembly. Lineage: Eukaryota; Viridiplantae; Streptophyta; Magnoliopsida; Malvales; Dipterocarpaceae.
UGAAAAUCUAUGGCGGAAAGAGCAGGAAAGUGAGGGAAAAUUUUAGUGAGCAAGGGAAAAUAGGGGGAAUAUUGCAUAAAAUUUUCUUGAGAUAUUAGGAAAAAGAAACGAUAGAUUGAGGUAGAGAAAAAAAAAAAGGAGAGAAAUGAAGCACAUUUCCAAGAAGCUACACAAAGGCCAUAAUCAAGAGCCUAAUCGGACUAACGGGCCGCCGCUGCGGCCGCCGUCUCCCUCAUGCGCCACCGAUCAUCAACGUCCCAUGUCCGGAAACUCUCCGACGAGUCCCUCCACGUCAUCACCUGCUCCGGCUACUGUUCCGCCGAGCGCCGGGAACGCUGGACUGUGUCGGCAAUUAAUGGUACCGAUUACAUGUUGUCGGAGGAGGAAUUCCAGGUUCAGUUAGCUCUAGCGAUCAGCGCGUCGAAUUCGGAGGAUCAGAUCCGCGCGGCGACUCUGCUGAGCUUGGGCGGCCAUCAUCAGAUGGAUACAGGCAGGGAUAGGGAGGAGGUGCCCCGCAGAGGAUUUAUCGAGACAUUAUUGGGUGAGUGUUCGUCAACUUUCUCCUUACCCAUUUUGAGGUCGAAUUGGAUUCUGGUGGAUUCAAGUUGGAAUGGAUUUUGUAGUGUUGGUGCUGGUGGAUGGAUUGUAGUUAAUGAGCUUACUUAAAGUAGGGGCUUUUGGUCUGUGCCUAUAAGCAAUUUUGAAUUUCUGGUAAUUAGAGCAAGUGACCAUGGAAUUGUGAAGAAAACUGUAACCUUGAGUAUUCUAACAUCUUGCCUUUUUUGUGAGUUAAUCUAGUGGAGAGAGCAUGAGUUGGAGAAAAGGGCUAUGAUUUAAGGAAGUGAUUACUUGGGUUAUGGUACUUAAUCCUUGCUCUUCUGAUAUCUGGCAGUGAUCCAUUUUUGGAUGACGGUAAUUAAUGUGUAAAUGCUGAAGCAUUAAUUUUAAUUGGAUUCAAUAGCAUCAAAUGGGCAUGAAUUGGGUUUGGAUUGCUUAUCAGUGUUGGCAGUUGCUGCUGGUUGGUUUUGGACUGUUAGGGUUCAUGCAAUUUACUCUCAGAUUAGGUAAAAAUGAUGAAAUGCAGCAUCAUGGAGUCUUUCAUGCUAUGAAAUUGUAGUGGAUGAGGUUGAACUAAGGAUUAGUAAUUGUGUUUUGGUGGUUAAACUUUGAGUUUUGUUCUUAACAAAUCAAAUGUAUUUCG